AAUGAUUUUGUGUAGAGAAAGUCAGCUAGUACUACUGUACUUUUAGCAGCUGACCAAAAAUUCUUAACUCCUUUUAUUCAAAGAAUUUUUUUUUCAGGCACUGAACAGAGUGUUCAGUCGUGCUGUUCAUCGUGUUCUCUCGAGGAUAUCCAAAAUUGCUAUUGAGGAUUUGGACAAUAAUAAUGUUCGGGUAAUCCUCACUUGCGAGUCGAGCACGGAUCGUUGCCAUCCUUUGUACAGUGGCAUUUCGUUUGGGAAGAAGGAGUCGGCAGCGUCUUUUCUUCGGUUUCUAGCUCGGAAUGUUCGCAGAGGAAUCAUUUUAGACUUAGAAGAUUACAGCAAUCAUCCCAAAAAUGAUUCUCUCAUACAAGCUUUGUCAACGUUUUCAAAAAUUGACACUAUUGUUUUCCGCGGUUCACAAUGUCUUUGCCAAGGAUGUUGUGCUCUAGUAGAAAAUGCUGGUCCCGAUGUCAAAAUCGUUGAAGAAGAUUACGCAGACAGCAGCGAGGAAGAGUCCAGCAAUGGUUACAUGUCGGGUGCUUUGAACAACUCGGAUCAAGAUGACUACGAUGAUCUCUAAGUUAGGCUAUGUUUUGUAGAAGAUUACGCAGACAGCAACGGGGAAGAGUCCAGCAAUGGUUAUAUGUCGGGUGCUUUGAAUAACUCGGAUCAAGAUGACUACGAUGAUCUCUAUUUUUCAGAUCUACGAGAUGUAGACGAUUAUUGA
Messenger RNA from Strongylus vulgaris, 727 nucleotides. The record is from the annotation of a GenBank genome assembly. NCBI's taxonomy places the organism in Eukaryota, Metazoa, Nematoda, Chromadorea, Rhabditida, Strongylidae.